Molecule: messenger RNA, 1695 nt
Organism: Stegodyphus dumicola
Lineage: Eukaryota; Metazoa; Arthropoda; Arachnida; Araneae; Eresidae
Biological process (GO): intracellular signal transduction
Source: RefSeq, a predicted model, not a curated record
CAAUAAGAGAGAAGGUUCUUGGAGGAGGGAGAAAUAGAUCUCUCCGGCAUUUUGCCUUGAGGUAGUUUGAUUUGUGUUCUCUGCUGCAUGUUUGUACUUCGUUUUUCCUUUCAGUGAUUUAUGAUGCUUACAUAUUUGAUCAUACAGGAUUUAUUUUUUAAGUGUGUAUUAUGUCAAGACUUUUAAGAAGCAGACGGAGUGAAACAGCAAGUUUAAAAAUUAUAAGAACUGAAUCGCAUGUGUCAACUCAAUGGGCAAAUGCUUCAUUUAUGCAUUAUCUUCAUCUAAUUGAUUAUGAAGGAAGAGCUAAUGCUAUGGAUGUGAUACCUUGGUGCUGUAUUCCAUUCAGUCAACAAGGAAUAGAACGAUAUUGUGCAUUAAAUGCAUUCCAGGCUUAUAAACCAUAUAUAAUGGAGAAGUUAUCAACUUGCGAAUCGAUGAUUAUUCCAGUGUUACUUAAAAAAUUGCUACAUGUUUGUGAGCUAUUAAAUAUAUUUUCGGAUAAUGAAGAAACUGUAAGUUUGUACUUUGAUAUACUUAAUUGUUUAUAUGAUCGGUGCUAUGAAGAACCCUCCUUGUUUAAGAGUAUUUGGAAUAAAAUGUGUGUUACCACUUUUGUAAAGACUGCCAUAUUUGAAAAACUUAUGAUUAAAAGUCCAAAGUAUAAUUCUCCUAGGUUUUUAAAAUAUGUGUUAGAAAUAGCUAAUAGUGCUAAUUUUGAUUUACACAAUUUUCCUUUUUGUCCUGUGACUUCAGCUCUUCUAAAUGGAAAUUCAGAAUAUAUGAGAAUCUUAUUGCAGUAUGGGUUUGAACAGAAUGCGCAGCGAUUAACAGUCUACAACAAGUAUUUCUUGCCAUGUGCUAAUCCUCUAUAUGAUUUACUGAAAAGUCCACUUGAAACAAGAACAUCUAGUAGGACUGCAGUUAUUACAGAAAUUCUUUUGCUCUUAAUCAUAAUAGUUUCUUGCAAAUCUAUUAAAAAACGUCUAUCGAUUGUGGAUUGUUUUCGUCUGUUGUGGAACAGUAUUUCUUAUCCUUUCAUAACUGAACAGGAGCUACAAAAUGAAGUACGUAAAUAUUUCACAUGCUAUAACAUAUGCAAUCUGCAACGCUUUUAUCCAGCAAAUGCAGAACAAUUUUUUAGGUUAGUUGAAAUAUACAAUGAAAUGCUACCAGAAAGUGAAAAUAUCCUCCAGCCUCGAACACUAAAGCAUCUUUGCAGGUGUGUUGUGAGAAGACAGCUUAAAAAAGCAUGGAACCUACCUCAUGGCAUCCAAAAUUUGCCUGUUCCAAAUUGUAUACGAUCAUAUUUAAUGCUUGAAAUGAGUAAAAAAGUAUAAAAAUGGGACAAGAAAGAAAGGACUUGUUGCUUCAUUUAUAUCUUUGGGCAAAUGAAGCAGGAUUUCAUUAGGAGACAGUCGUAUACAAAUCAGUAUGAAAGGAAAUGUGGUACAUGUGUAGUUAAUGGUAAUAUUUAUUUUCAGAUGAAAACAUGAACAUUUUACCUCAAUAGCAUUAUUUAAUUUGGUUUUACUAUUACUUUAUUCUAAUAAUUAUUAAUUUCAUUUGAUGUUUUUUGUAACAAAUUGCUCAUAUUCUCAGGAAUUUUGUAGAUAUUGAAUGUGUAUUUUUUAUUGUGCAAAGAAAGCAAAAAAGUAUUUUUAAUUCAUAAUAAAAUUAAUUAUAUUUAAAAAA